Vigna unguiculata (cowpea) is the source of this 1140-nucleotide messenger RNA. RefSeq lists its product as uncharacterized. Lineage: Eukaryota; Viridiplantae; Streptophyta; Magnoliopsida; Fabales; Fabaceae. Gene Ontology annotation, cellular component: mitochondrial membrane. The record is from RefSeq and is a predicted model, not a curated record.
GACAAAUAUUUUUAUAAUGAAUUGGUGGGUUCCUUCCUUUCUAUGAUUUUUGUUAGAAAUGACCCGGUCCUCUCUAUACACCAGAGCCUUUUUAUUUUCAUUUUUGAUAGAAAGAAAGGAGAGAUCUCUCGGGCUAGAGAAAAAGGGAGGAGCGAGUGAAGGAGAGCAGAGCCCGCAAAGCACCUGCACAAGCCAAAGCUAAAGCUAAAGCUAAAGGAAGGCCUAAGAGGCCAACAUUUGAAUUCUGUGACCAAUAAUAAUGACUACAGUCCAGAGCGAGGGGGCAGCAAAAGGAACUGCCAUAACUGAGAAAGCAUUCAAAAGAUGGGGCAGGAGAAGCCCAUUUUUGAGAUAUGGCCUUCCUAUGAUCUCUCUCACUGUCCUCGGCUCUCUAGGCCUUGCCCAACUCCUGCAAGGCAGCAAGGAUAUUGCAAGGGUGAAAGAUGAUCAAGAGUGGGAAAUCAUUGAAACAAGAAAAGCAUUGUCUAGGACAGGACCAGUGCAUGCGUACAAUCCAAAACAGAUUUCCUUGGACGAUGAGCUAAAGGCUUUGCAACAAAAGGUGGACAUUAACAGCUAUGAAUACAAGAAAAUUCCUAAACCAAAUGAAGGCAAUCAAGACUAGUGUUGAGUUGUGGAUUGGAAACAACUUUUGUCAGAAUUUCUCAUGUACCGUUCUGAAAAUAAACUUUUAUGGAGUCAAAAGCCAAUUUCAUCUUGCUAGUGAAGUUGGUAUUGCCCUUCAUCUUUAGUGUUUUGACUUUUGCUUACGACAUUAUGGGAGUUGAAGUUGAGGUAAAAUUUUGAAAUUUGUGUACCAAGGAUUUUCAAGUACGGUGCUGGGAAUAGCUAAAGGUACUCGCUUGGUUCUACUUUAAUAAGGGUGAAAAAGUGUAAAUGUUUCUUGUCAUGUUUUAGUUUGUCUUUUUUACCUAUCUUGCAGUGAUGCACAUUGGAUGUUAUAACGUUAAUCCUGAUGGAGCUACUUUUGCCGUCACAAAACUCAGCACUCGUGGUUCAUUUUCAGUGUUAUCAAGUAAAAUUGCUCGUAGAAUUACUGGAAACGGUAAGCGAAUUUACUUCUCUGUACCGAAAGUUUAUAUCUAUAGGCUCCAAAAAAAAAUUAGUACAUUUCUGAAA